CGGGCUGGGGAGAGGGGCGGGCGGGAGGUAGAAUCGGGUAGACUGACACAGGCAGACUGCGAUGAACCCCCAGUUUGUUGGGAUCUUGCUCAGCUCCCUGCUGGGGGCUGCCUUGGGAAACCGAAUGCGGUGCCAGGACUGCGGUGGAAGCUCCAGCAGCGCUUGUAAAGAGGCCGUGACUACCUGUGGUGAGGGCAGACCGCAGCCAGGCCUGGAACAGAUCAAGCUACCUGGAAACCCCUCAGUGACCUUGAUUCAUCAACAUCCAGCCUGCAUGGCAGCUCAUCACUGCAAUCAAGUGGAAACAGAGUCAGUGGGAGACGUGACUUAUCCAGCUCACAGGGACUGCUACCUUGGAGACAUGUGCAACAGCGCCGUGGCAAGCCAUGUGGCCCCUGCAUGCAUUUUGGCUGCAGCAGCUACCGCCCUGGGCUGGCUCUUGCCAGGACUGUGGAGAGGGUAGUGGGAGUAGGGGUACAGAAGGGAGCAAGGGAGCAAGGGUCGUCUGAACAUCUAAAAUGAGAAGACAAGCAUUCUUCCGUGAGCCAUUAAAAUCUAUGGACCACUCU
Messenger RNA from Sapajus apella (tufted capuchin), 569 nucleotides. It is a transcript of the gene LY6G6D, whose product is annotated as lymphocyte antigen 6 family member G6D. The record is from RefSeq and is a predicted model, not a curated record. Gene Ontology annotation, molecular function: acetylcholine receptor inhibitor activity. The transcript has 3 exons. NCBI's taxonomy places the organism in Eukaryota, Metazoa, Chordata, Mammalia, Primates, Cebidae. Bases 62 to 463 code for a protein of 133 amino acids. Gene Ontology annotation, cellular component: external side of plasma membrane. Gene Ontology annotation, biological process: acetylcholine receptor signaling pathway.